Sceloporus undulatus (fence lizard) is the source of this 2359-nucleotide messenger RNA. Its product is annotated as paired amphipathic helix protein Sin3b-like. NCBI's taxonomy places the organism in Eukaryota, Metazoa, Chordata, Lepidosauria, Squamata, Phrynosomatidae. The record is from RefSeq and is a predicted model, not a curated record. The coding region runs from base 115 to 825 and encodes 236 amino acids. The transcript is spliced from 5 exons.
ACCUCUCCUUUCUCUUUCUCUGCUUAGCUGCACCACUUGGUGAGUGAUGAGGUCUGCCUGAAGGUGGUGGAGCUGCACCUGGGUGAGCGGAAGGCUGGUGCGGCUGGGGGGAACAUGUCUUCCCAGAGUGUGCGGGCAGCCAAGGAGACGGGCUACCAGUGGAAGGCUGAGCGCUGCAUGGCAGAUGAAAACUGCUUCAAGGUGAUGUUCCUCCAGAGGAAGGACCAGGUGAUCAUGACCAUUGAGCUGCUGGACACAGAAGAGACCCAGACAGAAGAUCCCACAGAGGUGCAGCACUUGGCUAAUUACAUGGAGCAGUUCGUGGGCGUGGAAGGAGUGCCACACAGCCAGACCGAAGGCUUCCUCCUCAAGCCGGUCUUUCUUCAGAGGAACCUGAGCAGGUUCCGGCGAUGGCAGUGCCGGCAAGUCCAGGCCCUGCGACUCAAAGCCAAGAGUUCCUGGAAGCAGCGGGUUGGAGUGGAGAGUGCCUGCAACGUGGACUGCAAGUUCCGCCUCAGCACCCAUAAGAUGCUUUUUGUCAUGAACGCCGAGGACUACAUGUACCGCCAGGGAGCCCUGGCUCGGGCCAGGCAGGCACAGCCAGCAGUCCUGCUCCGGCACCACCAGCGCUUUGAGGAGUGGCACUGCCGCUGGCUGGGAAGGCACACGACCCGGGAAGCCUUGGAACUGCUCCAAGACUGGCUGAUGGGGGAUGAUGACGAGGAUCUGGUGCCCUGCAAGACCACCUGCGAGACCCUCAGCGUCCAUGGCCUCCCCAUCAACCGCUACCACGUGCAGUACAGCCGCCAGCCCUCCUCACCCUGAGAGGUCGCCUCCCCACCCCCCACAGUACCCCACUCCUGGGCUCUGGAACAGCGACCUGGGGGGUUUCCCUGGGGCAUUUAUCCAACCAGCAUUUCUCCCUGGGGGUGUGAAGGGGGGUUCCCUCCCCCUUGCUCCCCCCCCCAGCAUGGCAUCACUGCAUUUGCCUUGGCAGGAAGGGCUCCUCCUCCUCCUCCUCCACAACUGCUGUGACCACCUCGGGUACAGGAGGGCUCUUGAGGAGAUGCUGCUACCCUUCAGACUGAAGCUCUUCAGCUUUGUGUAUGUAUGUUGCAGGGAGAUGUUUAACCAUAGAGGAGGCUGAGGAGGGGGGAGAAUUGCAGGCAAGAGCUAAGACCAUACUCUUGGAGGAAUGCAGCGGGUCCCACAGUGAAAGCCAACAGAAGCCAUUUCUCCUCAAACUCCCCCCCCCCAUGCUGAACAUAGGAUGCCAAAUUAUGGGACUUUGGGAAGUGGGAAACUUUGGGCCUUCCCUUGGCACACACUAUCCCAUGUCCUUUCUGUUUGGUUUCAUGGAAAAUAUGAGGUCAUAGUUCAUUCCAGAAUAGGGUCUCCAAUCCUCCAGCACCAGUAGAUGAGGCAGAAGAGGUUUGUUUUGCCCCCAAUUGCAUUUUUUGUGAUAACGGAGGGAGGCAGAGGUUCAGUUAAAUGUUGCUCCAAAAGUCACAAAUGUGCCAGCAAGGUCUGAUUCAUCUGAGGUCCUGGCAUGUGUCUGCAGGAGAAGGGACCCAUGUCUGCAAUAGGUUGUUGUGAGGGGGCUUACACGUUGGGGGUUGCGUGUCCAGGGUGGCUGUUCUGCUCAGCAGUGACAGCUUUACCUUGCAAAGUUUUGCCAUGGGGGAGUUCCCCUUCCCUCCUCUCUCCUCCCUUGUUAGCAUUGGUCCCAGGAAGAAGCUCCUUGUUGACAGAGGGUUGCAGCUCCAUCGCCCCCCUCCCCCAGCGGCCAAGAGAUGGGGUGCUGGAGGCCCCUAGAUCUUGAUGCCGUUAAGCCUUAGGGGGUGUGCAGCCCUCUCAGCCCCCCACUCCCCCUACAUAUCCCCAUUCUCUCUCCUCCUGCAGUCCCAAGUACGGAGAGGAGACCCCUCUCCGUGCCAAACCCAGUUGGGAACGCAGUUUCUUGGUGGUAGCUUGUGUCUUCACAUGUGCUUUGAGUUCUUGGGUAGGGUGUGUGUGGCAUUUGAGACUCCACCUGUCCUCCCUCCGCCUUUUAAACUGUACUUCAGAACAUCUUUCGACUUGUUUUGUAAGACCCAGUUAAUUUUUAAUCUGAAUGGAGAAAGCAAAGCCCGGAUGGUCUUCGCCAGGCCUGCUUGGAGCCAAUGGAAGAAGGAAUGAAUGAUUGAAGGAACGACAGGAGGGUAACUCAAGGUCUAUUUCUUUCUGCUUUUUCUGAAGGAUCUCUCGCUUCUUCUUGUUUCCUUACUGCUUGUAUUUGCUUUGCCAACUCUUUGAAUGUAGUUUUUAAUAAAAUAUUUAUUUGCACAUCAAGUAAAAUAAAAUAUUAAUUUUAAAAUGC